Fraxinus pennsylvanica is the source of this 1635-nucleotide messenger RNA. Lineage: Eukaryota; Viridiplantae; Streptophyta; Magnoliopsida; Lamiales; Oleaceae. The record is from the annotation of a GenBank genome assembly.
AUGUCCACCAUUGCUGCUGCUCUUUCACUUCCAAUUUCUUCAUGUCGUUCAUCCAAAUUUUACACCAAAAGGGUUGUUAAGGGACGCUUUAGAGUCUUUGCUAUUAUAGGGGAUGAAGGUGGGUUGGAGGACCGGAAAAACCCGUGGGCAACACUUUUCGAUGUAGAAGAUCCAAGAACUAAGGUCCCCCAAUGUAAAGGCAAGUUUUUGGACGUCAAUCAAGCUUUAGAAGUGGCUAGAUUGGAUAUACAAUACUGCGAUUGGAAGGCACGACAAGACGUUCUUUCAAUUAUGCUAUUGCACGAAAAGGUUGUGGAAGUAUUAAACCCUCUUGCCCGUGAAUAUAAAUCAGUUGGAACUCUCAUGAAGGACCUUGCUGAGUUGCAAGAGGAUCUAGCACAAGCUCACAAACAGGUACAUAUAUCAGAAGCAAGGGUGUCGACUGCCUUGGACAAGCUAGCAUACAUGGAAACGUUGGUUAAUGAUAAGCUAUUGCAAGACAGAAACACAACAGAAUCUAACUUAUUGUCCCCUAUCCCAAGUACCUUGACAGAGUCUCUUGAUACUGCCAAGAACAGGCAGCCUAGAAGGAGCCUCAAUGUGUCCGGUCCUGUCCAGUCUUAUGAUGCCCAUUUGAAGAAUUUUUGGUUCCCUGUUGCUUUCUCAGAAGACUUGAAGGAUGACGCCAUGAUUCCAAUAGAUUGCUUUGAGGAGCCGUGGGUUAUCUUUCGUGGGAAGGAUGGGAAACCCGGGUGUGUUCAGAAUACUUGCGCUCACAGGGCCUGCCCACUUCACCUGGGUUCAGUAAACGAGGGUCGGAUCCAGUGUCCUUAUCAUGGAUGGGAAUACUCAACUGAUGGAAAAUGUAAGAAAAUGCCAUCUACAAAAUUUCUUAAUGUUAAGAUAAAAGCCUUACCGUGCUUUGAACAAGAUGGAAUGAUAUGGAUAUGGCCUGGCAGUGAUCCUCCAACUGCCAACCUUCCUUCUCUAUUGCCACCCUCAGGUUUUCAAAUACAUGCUGAGAUCGUGAUGGAACUUCCUGUUGAACACGGACUACUUUUGGACAACCUUCUGGAUCUUGCGCACGCCCCUUUUACUCACACUUCGACCUUUGCUAAAGGGUGGAGUGUACCCAGCUUGGUAAAAUUUUUGACACCUGAAUCUGGGCUGCAAGGAUACUGGGAUCCCUAUCCUAUAGAUAUGGAAUUCCGGCCACCUUGUAUGGUAUUGUCGACCAUUGGAAUUUCGAAACCCGGGAAAUUAGAAGGGCAGAGUACUAGAGAAUGUUCGACACAUCUUCAUCAGCUUCAUGUUUGCUUACCUUCAUCAAGAAACAAGACGAGGUUACUGUACAGAAUGUCACUCGACUUUGCUCCAAUAUUAAAGCAUGUUCCUUUCAUGCAAUACCUGUGGAGACAUUUUGCAGAGCAGGUUUUGAAUGAGGAUCUACGGCUUGUACUCGGGCAACAAGAACGCAUGAUCAACGGAGCAAAUGUAUGGAACUGUCCUGUAUCCUAUGAUAAACUUGGAGUAAGAUACAGACUAUGGAGGGAUACAAUCGAGCGAGGAUCAAAUUCUGUGCUUGCUCGUCCAAGAUAUUACCAACCGGAGUUUCUGGAUAUUGAGCUGAGGUAA